This is a messenger RNA of Nicotiana attenuata, 878 nucleotides long. Its product is annotated as GDSL esterase/lipase At2g31550. NCBI's taxonomy places the organism in Eukaryota, Viridiplantae, Streptophyta, Magnoliopsida, Solanales, Solanaceae. Bases 1 to 618 code for a protein of 205 amino acids. The transcript has 3 exons. The record is from RefSeq and is a predicted model, not a curated record. Gene Ontology annotation, molecular function: hydrolase activity, acting on ester bonds.
AUGGCAAAUUCCCUUCUUUUAAUUUUACAACUUUUAUGUAUUUUCUCAAGAACUGCCACUGCCCACAUACCAAAAUUUCCUGCUAUUUUUGCCUUUGGAGAUUCAUUGCUAGAUUCAGGCAAUAACAACUUUAUUCUAACUCUAUUUCAAGCCAACCACCCACCCUAUGGACAAUCUUUUCCUAAUCAAGUCCCAACUGGAAGAUUUUCCAAUGGAAAACUCAUUUCAGAUUUCUUAGCUUUUUCUCUAGGAAUCAAGGACACUAUUCCUCCUUUUCUUGAUCCCAAUUUACCAGUCGGUGAGCUCAAAACAGGUGUCAGUUUUGCUUCUGCAGGUGCAGGUUUUGAUGAUUUGACAAACGUUAAAACUCAGGGAAUUCCAAUUUUCACACAAGUGGAGAACUUAAAGAAAUAUAUUGAAAUUCUAAAAGGGGUUGUAGGAGAAAAAGAGGCUUUGGACAUAAUUAAGGAUGCUUUAGUUAUAAUUAUGGCAGGAAGUAAUGACAUUGCUUUAAGUUUGAAUAAUGGAUUUCUAAGAAGUCUUGAACUUGGUCUAAGUGGCUAUCAUGAUUUCUUGCAUCAAAGGCUUGAAGAAAUUAUCAAGGAUAUUUGGAAGUAGGGAGAGGAUGUUGUGGGACUGGGCUAUAUGAAGUUGGAUGGCUAUGUAAUCAUCUAACUCCAAUAUGCUCAAAUGCAAGUCAGUUCUUAUAUUUUGAUGCUAUUCAUCCAACCGAGUUGGCCUACCGCUCCAUCUCUGACUAUUUCAUGACCACUGCCCUUCCUCGAUUUUUAUAAUAAAACUAGUAGUCGUAUCCGCGCGUUGCGCGGUCAGUAUUACAAAAAUAUUAAUUAAAUUAAAUUAUGAUCGGGCUUGUUUGA